AUGAGGGAGAAAAAGCUUUAUACCAAAUUCUCCAAAUGUGAAUUUUGGCUUAAGCAAGUGGCAUUUCUUGGGCAUAUUGUAUUAGUUGAAGAAAUAAGAGUGGAUCCUAACAAAAUAAAAGCAAUAUUGGAGUGGAAGCCACCUAAGAAUAUAACAGAGGUCAUAAGCUUUCUAGGAGUAGCGGGAUAUUAUAGGCGAUUUGCGAAGGGGUUUUCAAUCAUUGCUUCACCCCUCACUAAAUUGCUUAGGAAGAAUGCAAAAUUUGUGUGGAAUGAUAAAUGUCAUGAGAUUUUUGAAAGGUUAAAAGCUUUGUUGACUGAAGCUCCUUUUCUUGCAUUGCCCACGAAAGGAGUGGAUUAUAUAAGGCACUACCUUUAUGGUGAGAAAUGUCACAUGUUUACAAAUCAUAAGAGCUUGAAGUAUCUGGGCACACAGAAAGAACUUAACUUGAGGCAGAGGAGAUGGUUAGAGCUUAUUAAAGAUUAUGACUGCACCAUAGAUUACCAACUGGGUAAGGUUAAUGUGGUUAUAGAUGCUUUGAGUAAGAAGUCCAUGGCAGGGAUGUUGACAUUUUCAUUACCCUUGCUACUUGAGUUGAAAGCACUUAAGGCACGAUUGGAGUUACAAAACAACGACUCUAUUCUAGCUCAGUUGACUCUGAAGCCACUUUUAAUUGAUGAGGUGGUAGAGGCACAGAAGAAAGAUGACUAG
This is a messenger RNA of Hevea brasiliensis (rubber tree), 711 nucleotides long. RefSeq lists its product as uncharacterized. The record is from RefSeq and is a predicted model, not a curated record. NCBI's taxonomy places the organism in Eukaryota, Viridiplantae, Streptophyta, Magnoliopsida, Malpighiales, Euphorbiaceae. The transcript has 2 exons. The coding region runs from base 1 to 711 and encodes 236 amino acids.